Molecule: messenger RNA, 2916 nt
Organism: Hevea brasiliensis (rubber tree)
Lineage: Eukaryota; Viridiplantae; Streptophyta; Magnoliopsida; Malpighiales; Euphorbiaceae
Product: probable E3 ubiquitin-protein ligase XBOS32
Exons: 10
Coding region: 1224-2762 (512 amino acids)
Molecular function (GO): protein binding
Source: RefSeq, a predicted model, not a curated record
AUAAAGGUUAAAAAAAAGGGAUUAUUUUCUCUCCGCGAGAGAACCGAAGUUGAUUGGACAAAAAUUAUUAUCUACAUCCGAUCACGCCUUUCAUGCAUUCUCCUAUAAAAUUCUCUAUCCUUAUGUUGGUUGAAGUUGCAGUUAACAGUCGCUCUCUUUAUGAGCCCGUAUUUCAAUUUUUUUAUUUUUUUAUUUUUUAAAGUUUAUGCUUUUUCAUAAUCUCUUUUGCUCUUCCAAUUUUCAAUUUUGCUAAAUUUUAACUUCGCCAGAUAUAUAGGCAUUCAAUUUUCUUCUUGACAUUCUAGUGUUGCUCUAUCUUAAUUUUCGUAUUUCUUUGGUAUGCAUUUGGUCAAUUUUUUUGAUCACUAUCUCCGGGCAGAGGGAGGCACUUGAUCUGGGUUUUUACGGCUCUUGCAUAUUUGUAGAUGAGGAUUGGAGAUUUUGGUUUUUUAUUGUAAAUUUGGACGUGGGUUCUGCGGAGGUAAAAUUUGGGACUUGGUAUAGAAUAUUUCUUUAAUAUCUAUUGGAGAUUUUGGUUCUUUCAAGAAAAUCUGAAAACAGGGCUUUGGAGAUUUUGAUUCUUUGAGAAUUGUAAGGAAGUAGGUACAGGGAAAUUUUUGGAGAUUUUGAUAUUUUGUUUGGAAAGUACGGAGAUCAUCGUUUUCUAAGAGGAAAAUAUUUGUUUUGUAAAAUUUAUUGAGAGUGUAAAUUGGAUGGCGUUGAAAAUUGAUUUGGAUCUCAUUGUUGUAUUGUAAUGUUUGUUGGGUUUGUCGAAGUUUACGAGAUAUAUUUAACUAGCCUAUGAAGGGUCGCAUUCAAAUUGCAGUUACUUUUGCCUUUUUUUUCUUAGCCGGUUGGAGAAAGCCCCUUUUUUGUUCUUUCAUUUGGAUGUCAACAGGAGUCUUUCUUUCUCAGAAUUCACCUUAGGAAUCAUCAAUAGUCAGUGAGAUUCUGACCAUUGCAACCAAUUCUUUGAUAAGUAAGUGAGCUUUGGGUGGUUGUUAGUUUGGUAGAUACCAAAGAAUUUAUGUGACUUGAUAGUGCUUGCCUGUCUGUACUCAUUUCCUGUUUUUCUUUUCUUUUCUUUUCUUUUUUUUUUAAUUUUCCAUUUCGUCUCUUUUCUUUGUUACAAGCUUUAAAUGAUAUAAGGGUUGAGGAUUCAAAGACCCCACCCUUUUACGGUUCCAUUUGAUAAAAAAUACUUUCUUGUGGGGCUAAAAAUCAUGAAAUUUCUAAGCAUCAUGGGUAAUUCUUUCGGUUGUUCUGCAUCCGGGGAACGUUUAGUUUCUGCAGCAAGAGAUGGAGAUCUUCAAGAAGCCAAGGCCUUAUUGGAAUGCAAUCCAAGGCUUGCGAGGUACUCCACAUUUGGGGUUCGAAAUUCUCCACUGCACUACUCUGCAGCUCAAGGUCACUAUGAGAUACUUUCUCUCUUGAUUGAGUCUGGAGUUGAUAUUAAUCUGAGGAAUUAUCGUGGUCAGACUGCUUUGAUGCAAGCUUGUCAGCAUGGACAUUGGGAGGUUGUUUUGAUUUUGAUGCUUUUUAAAGCCAAUAUUCACAGAUCAGAUUAUCUUAAUGGGGGUACUGCACUCCACUUGGCUGCUUUGAAUGGUCAUUCUCGUUGCAUACGCCUUCUCCUAGCAGAUUACAUACCUAGCAUCGCUGAUUGUUGGAAUAUAUUGAAGGAUAUAUCGACCACCAAUGGAUCAAUCUCAGAGUUAGAUGAAGGCAGUGCUCUCCAUCAGGUAAUCAAUAGAGCUGCUGAUGGAGGCAUCACUGCUCUGCAUAUGGCAGCACUAAAUGGGCAUGUUGAAACUGUACAAUUGCUCUUGGACUUAGGAGCUUCUGUUUUUGAGGUCACUGUGGAAGAUGGAACUACAAUUGAUCUCAUAGGUGCUGGAAGCACACCUCUUCAUUAUGCUGCAUGUGGUGGAAAUGCACAAUGUUGUCAUAUUUUGAUUGCCAGGGGUGCCAGUCUGACCGCUGAAAAUGUAAAUGGAUGGACUCCUUUGAUGGUUGCUCAUUCGUGGCAUAGAAAUGAACUUGAGGAAAUACUUAGCACACAGCCAGAACACCCACCACAAAUAUCUCCUUCACCUUAUCUAUCUCUUCCCCUUAAGAGCAUCGUUAAAAUUGCUAGAGAAUGUGGAUGGAGGAACGAGGAUUUGCUACCCACAUCCCAUGAUCAAUGUGUUGUUUGUUUGGAGAGGACAUGCACAGUUGCUGCUGAAGGCUGUCGUCAUGAAUUCUGCACAUGGUGUGCAUUGUAUCUUUGUUCUACAUUUUGCACCUCUGCAGUUGCUCAAGGUCCUCCUGGCUCAGUUACCUGUCCUCUCUGCCGACAUGGCAUAGUUUCAUUUGUGAGGCUCCCAGGAACUAGGCCAAUGAUGAAGGCAAUUGCCAGAACAAGUUUGUCGCUAUCAUUCUGCACAUGUACAGGUGAGGAGCCAGAACCCAAUUCCAUGAUAACUCCGCUCUGCAAGCCAGAUAUUGGAUGCACCAGAAUUUCCCCUCUUUCUUCUUCUUUCCGCUCUUUAAGUUGCCAGAAGUUCCCAUCCAUGAAAUUCAAUGCUAGAGGUUGCUUGGGAACUUCGGACACAAGUCCUUCUUUAGUUCCUUGCACCAUUGAUCGGAAACUGCGCGAACAAUUGGUGAGAUGCUCAAGGCCGAGACUUGGACGAUCCACUUCUAACAAUGACACUGAGCGCAGGCGGUCUUGGCUCUCUGCACUCAAUGAUUAUGUAACAAUAGGAAAUGGAAGCUGAGAUUUCUUGAAUAUUCUUUUGUUCUCUUUUAAAUAUUUUUAAGAAAAAUUUUUCCAAUUUCUUUUUGUUCAUGAUUCAAGCUUGUAAUCUUGGUUGUAUAUAUUAAAAGCAUCUGCAACCGUAUCUAUAGAAUAAAUCUCGGGAUUUACCUUUC